Messenger RNA from Corylus avellana, 1758 nucleotides. Its product is annotated as Thioesterase/thiol ester dehydrase-isomerase superfamily protein. Gene Ontology annotation, molecular function: fatty acyl-CoA hydrolase activity. Gene Ontology annotation, biological process: acyl-CoA metabolic process. The record is from RefSeq and is a predicted model, not a curated record. NCBI's taxonomy places the organism in Eukaryota, Viridiplantae, Streptophyta, Magnoliopsida, Fagales, Betulaceae.
CAUUCUUUAAGGAAAGAAAGAACACUGACCAUUGACUUUCCAUUUCCAAGAAAUUGUGAGAAGCCUUCCCUUCUUUAACUCACCAAAUUUGCUUUCACCAACAAAUUUGUGUGAUUCCCUUUGAAUUCUACGCCCUCUUUCGAAAACCCAAUUCGUCUUACAGAAAUUCCAGUACGCCAUGGAUUUGAAUUCCUCUCCUUCUUCCAAUACCAUUCCCGUCGUCUCAACGUAUGCUUCGCCUUUCGAGAGCCCUUCUCCUCUGCUCAACAACGACGCCAAUUCGUCCAAGGGACGAAAGCCUCUUGGCCUUUGGCCGGGAAUGUACCAAUCACCGGUCACAAAUGCUCUGUGGGAAGCGAGGUCCAACAUCUUUGAGAGGCUGCUUGACCCACCAAAAGACGCUCCUCCGCAGAGUGAGUUGCUCACCAAAACGCCCUCCCAGAGCCGCACCACAAUUUUCUAUGGUUUCUCGUCGGACUAUAUCUUGAGAGAGCAGUAUAGGGACCCGUGGAAUGAGGUCAGAAUCGGGAAAUUGCUCGAAGACCUCGAUGCCUUGGCCGGCACCAUCUCUGUCAAGCAUUGCUCUGAUGACGAUAGCACGACAAGGCCACUCUUGCUGGUCACUGCUUCUGUCGACAAGAUUGUGCUGAAGAAGCCGAUUAGUGUUGACAUUGAUCUGAAAAUAGUGGGUUCUGUUAUAUGGGUUGGCCGCUCGUCAAUUGAGAUUCAACUGGAUGUCGCUCAGUCAACUGAAGAGGGCUCUGAUGUUUCAGACUCAAUGGCUCUGACCGCCAACUUCAUAUUUGUGGCUCGUGACUCCAAGACCGGGAAAGCUGCUCCAGUGAACCGUCUCUCACCGGAAACUGAUCGAGAGAAGUUCCUUUUUGAAAAAGCUGAAGAAAGAAAUAAUUUAAGGAAAAGGAAGAGAGGAGGCGAUAGAAAGGAAUUUGAGAAUGGAGGGGUAAAUAGACUUGAAACCCUGUUGGCUGAGGGCAGGAUUUUCUGUGACAUGCCAGCCUUGGCAGACAGAGACAGCAUUCUUCUACGGGACACUCGCCUAGAAAACUCUUUGAUUUGCCAGCCACAACAGAGGAACAUCCAUGGUCGAAUCUUUGGAGGGUUUUUGAUGCACAGAGCAUUUGAAUUGGCGUUCUCUACAGCUUAUGCCUUUGCUGGAAUGGUUCCUUGCUUUCUAGAAGUUGAUCAUGUUGAUUUCUUAAGGCCUGUGGAUGUUGGAGAUUUCCUGCGUUUCAAAUCAUGUGUUCUGUACACGGAGCUUGAGAAUCCUGAUCAGCCUCUAAUCAAUGUUGAAGUUGUUGCUCAUGUUACAAGGCCUGAACUGAGGUCUAGUGAGGUGUCAAAUACUUUCUAUUUCACUUUCACCCUACGGCCGGAGGCAAAAGCCAUGAAAAAUGGAUUGAGAAUCAGAAGCGUGGUUCCAGCGACGGAGGAAGAAGCCCGCCGUAUUCUAGAGCGCAUGGAUGCUGAGGCCUUGCAGAGGCAUGAUCAAGUAAACAUACAAUAAAUCAGAUGAGGCAACUGGGCAGUGGCUAUGCUGAUUAUUAUUGAAACUUUGAUUAUGCUAUAGAAUGAGUUGAAAUAAAACUGCAGAGGCAUACAAUUAGAUAAUCGUUGAAAUUUUAACACAUCUUAUCUACUCCUUUCCUCCCAAGAAAAAAAAAAACCCGUAUGUUAUGAACUCCUGGACUGAUAUUAUGCAGAUUAGACCUCUGCUAUCCAAUUCCUAUUUUACGUCUA